Molecule: messenger RNA, 3612 nt
Organism: Sinocyclocheilus rhinocerous
Lineage: Eukaryota; Metazoa; Chordata; Actinopteri; Cypriniformes; Cyprinidae
Product: interferon-induced very large GTPase 1-like
Exons: 3
Coding region: 1-3612 (1203 amino acids)
Molecular function (GO): GTP binding
Source: RefSeq, a predicted model, not a curated record
AUGAAUAAUAUAUUCCACAAACUCCACGUUGAAGGCAAACACCUCAAUAAACUCGGAGCUGCAGAUGUUCUUCAGAUAACUGAACAUUCAUUACAGUACCAUGAGUUUUAUUCUGAAGAGGAGCUGAUUCAGACUUUCAUACAAAAACUACUGAUGAUGAACUACAGAGCACGAUACAUUAAAACUAAAGAGACCAACAAACAGGAUCAAACACAACAAACAGACAACGACUUCUCUGAAGAAGAGAAUGAUAUUUUUGAUGAUGUUUUCGGAAACCUCUCUCCGUCAGACAAAGCAUCAAGUCAGUCUGACCCUGUUCACCCGAUGGAUGUUCAGAUGGCCGUGUUUCAUUGUGCUGAUGGUUUCCUGAAGCAGCUGAUGGUGACUAAACUGUCCCAGUGUCAGUAUGCUCUGCCUCUGCUUGUUCCUGAUCCAUUCACACGACAGAUUGAGUUUCCUCUCUGGACAUUCAGACAAAUUAACAAGAGCUGGAAGAUGAGAUACACAGACAAUGAAAUCAUCAGUCAACCCCAGCCGAUCUACAAGGCAGAAACUCCAAUGGUGUUUUUCUUCAGGUUUGGCUCUGUGUCUUCAUCCAAGUCUCAGCUGAUGAGCAGUCUGAUCAAUGAGAAACACAACACGUUCUUCCACAGGAACUGCCCAGGCAGCAGCAGAACCAGAGAGCUGAUGGAUGGAGUGGUGGAGAUUGCCUGGUUCUGCCCCUCUGCAUCAUAUGAUGAUAAAUUCACCGACUGUGUUGCGUUCUGUAAUCUACACGGUGAUGCAGGAGACCAUGAGAAACAGCUGCAGAUCCUCACUGAAAUGGCCUCAGUCAAUGUUGUUCUUCUACCACGACUGGAUAGGAAUGACAAACAUGCUGCAAAGAUACAAAUCUUGUCCAAGAACAGAAAGCCACUCAUUCUACUGACUGAGGAUGAAUCUGCUGUAACUAAGAAGAAAGGGAAAUUCAAGAUUGGUUUAAAAGACAGAAAUCAGUCAGAUGUAUCUGAAGAUCUCAGGAGAGCCAUAAAUGAGUGUCUCUCAGAAUCAUCGUCCACUUUCAGACUUGAAGAUGUGUCCAAACACUCAGAUAUCAGAGUAGAUGAGGAAGAUGAUGGUGACUGCAGGAGAGGAAGAGAAGCAGCACAUCAGCUGAUCAGUUUGCUAAAGACGAAAGAGCUGAGGAAAAUCAAAGAAUCAUUUCUGCCUCAUCAGGGGAAACUGUGGCAUCAGUGGAGUCAGAAGAACAAAGAACUACAUCGACCUCAAGGAGAUAAGAUCGAAAUGGAAAUAAGUAGAAAAAAAAAACAAAUGAAUAAAAUCCGCAAACAGCAGCAUGAAUUUGAUAUCAGUGAUUUUAUCAAGUGCUUAAUUGAACAAAUGUGCUCAUAUGAUAAACUUGAGAAGAUGUUUUUUCUCAAAUGGCUCAGAUUUCUCCUGGAUGAGCAUACAUCAGCUGAUCUUACUGCUCUACAGCACAAGUAUCAUGAAAAGUGGUCAACAGUCUUACAACUGAAAGAGAAUCAUGAUAAGUCAGAACAACUUGAAACGGAACAAACUGAACUUGAGACAAUAUCUGAGGAACUUCAGGCUGCAACCUUUGGUUUGGAGCACAUCAUGAGGGAAAUCGGACAAAUCUAUGAAUCAUGUUCAUCAGUGAAGAAGAACAAGAAAGACCUGAAAGACUUCUCUUCUCUCCCGAGUCUUGCAGCAGAGAUGAUGAUCUCUGGAUCUCCACUGGAGCUGAUGGAUGGAGAUGCUGCUCAUGUUCCUGUGAUCUGGAUCUCUGCUGUUCUAGAUCAACUCGUCCAGAAACUGGGAGACCAGAGAGUCUUUGUGCUGUCAGUUUUAGGGCUUCAGAGCUCUGGGAAAUCCACCAUGCUGAACGCCAUGUUUGGACUCCAGUUUGCCGUCAGUGCUGGCCGGUGCACCAGAGGAGCUUUCAUGCAGCUGGUCAGAGUCUCAGACGAGAUGAAAACACAGAUGAACUUUGACUAUAUUCUGGUUGUUGACACUGAGGGUCUUCGUUCUCUAGAACUGGCUGGAAGAUCAACAAGACAUCAUGACAAUGAAUUUGCCACAUUUGUUAUUGGUCUUGCAAAUCUAACGCUGAUCAACAUUUUUGGAGAAAACACAGCUGAGAUGCAGGACAUUCUUCAGAUUGUUGUUCAGGCCUUCAUGAGGAUGAAGAAGGUCAGACUGAAUCCCAGCUGUGUGUUUGUGCAUCAGAAUGUUUCAGAUGUCGCAGCUAGAGAAAAAACCAUGGAGGCAAGACGACAACUGCUGGAGAAAUUAGAUGAGAUGACAAAACUCGCUGCUAAAGAGGAAGGCUGUGAUGCAGAACGUUUCAGUGAUGUCAUUAAAUUUGAUGUUCAGAAUGAUGUGAAGUAUUUUUCUCAGCUCUGGGAGGGAAACCCACCCAUGGCACCGCCAAACCCAAACUACUGUGAGAACAUUCAAGAACUGAAGAAAUUUAUUAAGUCUCAUGCCUCAAAAUCACAAAGAAUGCUGCUGAAAGACUUCAAAAUUCAUAUUAAAGAUCUCUGGGAGGGUUUACUGAAUGAACAAUUUGUCUUCAGCUUCAGAAACUCUCUGGAGAUUUCAGUCUACAGGAAACUGGAGAAUGAAUACAGCAAGUGGUCCUGGAGUCUUCAAAAUGCCAUGCUGAAAAUUGAGAAUAAAAUACACAACAAAAUAGAAAAUGAAGCAAUUCAUGAAGUUGAGGAAACUGAUCUUCAAAGAAAACUGAAGAAGACAAGUGAAGAAGUGGAAGAAUCAAUGUCUGAAUUCUUUGAGAAAGACACAUAUGCAGAAAUACUGAUUCAGUGGAAAACACCCUUUGAAACCAAAAUCAAAGAGCUUGAGAAAAACAUUGUGAGAGAAACAAAGAAAAAAAUGAAUGAGAUUCUUCAUCAACAAGUCCUUAAGAAAAAACACGAUCAGAUGACACAUCAUGAAAACACUCUCUUUGAAAAGAGCAAAGAACUUGCCUUAAAGCUCAAAGACAGAGCAAAUGAUGAAGAAACACUGAAGAAGGAGUUUGAUUUGUUUUGGAAAAUGAACAUGAAGAUCCUCAGUGACACUCCAGCAAUCAGAGACAUUGACAUAAUGAACAUGAAAGAAAUCCUCAGUGACAAGAAAAAAGAUGAGUACUAUAGUAUUUUCCAGAAAUACUGUCAUGGAGCAACAUCGGCUGCUAUAUUUGGUAAGUGUAGAGUGACUUACUUGAAAUUGAACCAAGGCUUUCUAAGCCCUCAGUGUGAGGGACCCAGUCAUUCCACACCAGUCCCCUAUCCAGUUACCAUCCGUUUACCUGUGUUCACCUUUUGCAACAAAAGCCUUCCCAAUAUGCCUGUGGAGACAUGCCUGCUGUGUCUGCGGAUGUACACCCGCCUCAGCCAGCACCUUGUCAUCAUUCACAAGGUGGAAAACAAGGAGAAAAGGAAGCUGCUGUUGGCCAUUGAGACGGGGCGAAACGUGAGCCCUCUGCUAAUCAGCAGCCCGAAGAAGCCGGAGGCAAGAAGUUCGCGACCAGCGCCGAGAAGCCCUCCACCUCUCAGCGGCCGUGGGAAGAAAAAACCCAGCAGUAUCCCGAUCACGUGGCAGUUCUGA